Messenger RNA from Lineus longissimus, 4102 nucleotides. Its product is annotated as cilia- and flagella-associated protein 77-like. The coding region runs from base 120 to 914 and encodes 264 amino acids. The transcript is spliced from 6 exons. The record is from RefSeq and is a predicted model, not a curated record. NCBI's taxonomy places the organism in Eukaryota, Metazoa, Nemertea, Pilidiophora, Heteronemertea, Lineidae.
CAUGGUGAUUCCCCCGCCAUUGCAGGAAAAGAUAAACAAUCGUGACACGUUUUGUGUUCCUUUCAAUUUUAUUUCCCCUUUUAUCGGCAAGGAAUCGCUCCGAUUUGGUAUCUGACAAUAUGGCAACUGACAUUGAACGUUUAUACAAGCACACUGCUGCAGGUGAACUAGGAUGUCACAGGGAAACGAUGUUAAACAACCAACUUCUGUUGAGGCCACAGUUGGGCCGUCCACUGAGAAGAGGCUAUAAUGUUCCUAUAGAUGGUUUCACUUAUGGUCGACCGAACAGAGGAAUAGAUGGUGGUACAGCAGAAGCCAUGACGGGAUGGACUGGCCAAGAAGAUGAUACUGGGACAGUUUUGCCCCUGAGGAGGAAAAGUGGCUCAAAAACACAAAGAAGAGACUUUAAAGGACUGAAUCGAGCGGCCGUUCAGGGCGGCCUUGUUAAUGCUAGGGAACAAUAUGAUUUCAGAGCUACACAUGAUGUGCGAAAGAAACUUUCUGAUGAAGAUAAAAAUAAAAAUCGUACAAGGCGCAUUCCGCCAACCAUGGUGUUUGGUAUCUCAACUAGGCCCUCUACUCCAGUAUUUGAUCUUUUAGAACACAAAUAUCAGGAUCGCUGGCUAGAAGAGAGACGACAGGCCGAAUUAGCAAAAUCUGAAAAAGAACUAUCUAAGAAAAACACUUCCGGCAAAGUUUACGAGACGCGAGCAUCAUUGCUGAGGACUUACCAGAAUCCAGUUGAACCAGCCCCACUCUGGCAGAUGUCUAGGUUUACAAGAUCGGCUAAACCAGCAUUGGCAACCUUCCGAAGUGGACCAGCAGGCAGUGCUGCAUUCCAGCAUCACGAGUCCGACUGCAUAUCACGAAAAGGUGUACAAGGGCAUGGCAUCUACGAAUCAGCCAAGAACUAAACAGCCUGUAGCCAGCUGUCCACCUAUUCUUUCAAAAUGAACAUUUCCACAAAAGUGAUCACAUUAAGUCUCUUGUUAACACCUCCGUGAUCUCCUGAAGAGCUUGAAUUAAUCAUGUUUAUGUAGUAUAAUACGAAGUUAAAGCGAAGUUUAUCUUUUGUAUGGGUUGAUUGCAAAGCACUUUCCACCAAAAUUAUGUCCAAAAUCCUGUGUCGUGAUUGAUAUAGAUAUGUUGCAGUCCCCAGUCAAGUUGAGGUGAUAUGCACCGUUGCAAGUCCUUUAUUUUCCACGUGGGACAGUUACUUUGGAUUUGUUGUUGCAGACCACCGACUUGUGGGCAAUUUACAGGUAUAUUACAACACUGAAUAGGUGGUAACACCACAGGAACGGAAUCAUUACGCGCCCAUUCUUGGUGGACGCAAAUAGCAUCAAGGCGAUACACAAAAUGAAAGGGGUGAUUUGCGUUAUGAAUUGGGAUCCUACCGCCUUUGUUAACUAGACCAACCCUUGUAGAAAAUUUAAUUAUUUAUGAAAACAUUUUGACAAAACUUUGCGCAAAUUCCGUACAUCGCUCGCAAACUUGGUAUUGUUCUGUUUGUUUUGACAGCCUCACUUCUUGGCAGUAAAAAUUUCGCUUACGAAUCAAAAACGAUGGCAAAUUCACCAAUUUACCCAGAGUCGUCCUGUAUCGUAAGGGAGUCGUGGCCCCAAAUUGACCAUUGGCUUCGUUUAAAACCCAGGUGGCCAGCACAACCCCAGUGUUGAUCUACUGCCCGCUAUUCAACCGAUAAUUUAAAAAUCAUCUACCCAUAACUAUCAUAAACAUAACUUUAAUUGUCUCCCGUGGUCGGUUCAUGAUAAUGUUUACUCUAAUAAUAAGACUGUUCCUUUCAAUUUCAGGAACAGAAGGUUUCUAAAUAGAUAAAGCCUCCAUGGAAUGCCUCAUUGACAUUCUUUUGGCCCUUGUUUCUGAAGAACUGUUGAUUGUCAUUAGAACAUUAAUUUUUGUUUGGUCAUCUGUUACAAAAACUUUCAGCGGGCAGUUCAAAUUUUUUUCUAUAAAUUAACUUCAGUGAAUGGUCCUUCUAUUCUAUUCUGAAUUUCAGAAUUUGAGGAGUUAUCAAAAGAAGUAGAACCUUUUUGCCAAUGCCAUCAGAAGAUAUCCCUUUUAGCUUUUAAUUUUCUAACUAAUUGAUUUUUCACCUAAGUCAGUCUGUUAGUGUUAGUUCUCAAAUACAGUGGUACUAUUCCAGAUGUCGGAAGCGAUUUCCUGACUCUUUUCCUUCCAUACUUUGUUUAGAGUCAAUCUGUGACAUUUAUUGUGUCUGGACCCUGUUGUGAGAAACAAGGGAUCUGUCACCAGCUCCUGGGGUAUUGGCACUGGUCACACAAUAUACCUGGGUCCUUAGCCAACUAGACUGAAAGCCAACCCGUGAUCUUGCAAAAUGUCCCAAGUAGCAUCAGACUAAAUUAGCAACAGAUGUGGCCAACACUGGUUGUGAAGACACAUACAGUGAAAGGGAUGAUUAGUGCAGACAUUGUCACCACUGUUUUAGUCAAGUUAUUGACCGAAAUAAGUACUGACAUUGAUUCACAAUUGAUGUAAUCUGUGAUCUUUGCAGUGGAGGUGGAUAACAGAUUUGUCCAGAUGAGAUUGAUGAUAAAAGUCAAGGUAUUGUUGAAAUAAUGUUUCAAUAUUUAGGCUGUACAGACAAUGUUUAUCAACUCAUUAUGUAUAGACCAAAUCAUCUGUUUUGAACAGGGAGGCAAUCGGUUCUGUUAAAAACAGGACAUGAUGUGACAACCCAAGGUAUCGAUUUUCAUUUCUGAAAACCAAGAUAUCAUUACGUUCAAAUACAGAGAUUUUUGUAGUUCUUUCUUCUCUGAUCUAUAAUUGGAAGGUGUAAUAAAGGUGCACAAACUAUAUUUGCUCAUUUUGUAAGAGACACAUCUGAAGACAUAGUCACAACUUCUUACUUGGUCUUUAUCCAGUAUCGGCUGUGAAAGUGCAUGUCGGUAUACAUGUUCUCAUUACUGAUGCAACUGGACCAUCUAAUGUGGCAUUUUAAAAUAGCAUACAUUGUGUGGACCCACUUAAUGUUUCAAUUGUUACAUAUAUCAAUUAUGAUCGGUUUCGUAUCAUUUCAGUAAAUUUAAAGCCGAGAGCUCUACAUCAUAUUUGAUGCAUCACUAUUGGUAAGAGUACAUUUAUAAAACGAUAGAAUAGCUGUUUAAGACUUGAUCUCAUUAUACCUCAGAGGCCAUAUUUGUUGAUGCAUCUUGACCACCAAGGUUUUUGCAUCUCUCAUCUAUUCGAUUAUUUAACUGGACAUUGAAAAUGAGUAUAAAACUAUGGGAGUCAUGAUGUAUUUGACGGUGGUGCAUCAAGUACAAUGCAGAAUUUCCAUGGCUUAUUUUCAGUUUUUGAGUGUUUUUAAUUGUAAUGUCAUAUUGUUGUUGUAUAUUUUAUAGUGUUGAUGAUCACAACUAUAUGCAAUAGUUUGUGUUUGUUGGCCCAAACAUCAUCUGGCUGUGAUAUGUAUAUACUGUAUUAUACUAAAUAUAUUUAGGGCCUAGAUGUAGGCAUAGUGUUCUUAAAUGGUAAAUUACGAAGACAUUCGUACAAUUUUAUUGUAUAGCAUUGUGGUGUCUCUCGUUGCAAUGUGUCAAAUAUACAUUUAAGCAAGAUGACAUGGUCAUAGAUUCAGACUGAUACAAAGCUGAUAUUCCCAAAGUAUUUACCAAGUAUAUUAUGACUAUGUCAGUACUUCAUGAUAAAGAGUACACUGUCAACUGUGUUGCAUUUUCUCAUAAUCCGUCAAAACUGCUGAUUGUGAUAAUGUAGGAUGCUUUAAAUGUACAUGUUUUAAGUUAACAAAGUAUUUGAAUAAAGUGUAAAAUUACAUUUAGGGUGUGGCAUGCCUUUAUACAUGUUAUACAACUAUUAGGGAAAUGAAUAGGGGUGUCCAUCUACAGUAGAUACAGGGGGGUACUGCUUAACCACUAGGAGUCUCAUAAUCAACUUGGUUGUAACUGAAGUUGCUUAGGUGUUGUGAUAUGCCAGACCCAAUGUGCCUGUAUCCAUAAAACUCCUUCCUUCCAUGUCAUAAAAGCUACAAGUAUUUUGAAGAAUAACUGUUGUGAGACCACAAGGUCAUCACUACAUGUUGGAGUCCAAUAAAUAUGGU